Messenger RNA from Cyclocybe aegerita, 1533 nucleotides. Lineage: Eukaryota; Fungi; Basidiomycota; Agaricomycetes; Agaricales; Hemipholiotaceae. The record is from the annotation of a GenBank genome assembly.
AUGACCUCCUCGAGCUCCAACCCUAGCCUCGUUCUAUUCGUCCUCGGCGCCCUUCUCUUAGUCUGUCUCCAUUCUACGCUCAGUGCUCGUGAAAAAAGGAAAAAAUACCCUCCAGGCCCUCCUCCAAAGUUCCUCAUCGGAAACCUGCUUGACCUCCCGGGCAAGCGGCUCGGACAGACGUAUCUUGAGCAUGGUCGACGACUCGGGAGUGACAUCGUUCACGUCAGUGCUCUCGGGAACCACGUAAUCGUAGCGAACACCCGCGAGGUAGCAGAAGAAUUGCUCGAGAAGCGUGCCCGGAACUCCUCUGGUCGACCAUGGUUUGCCAUGACGAAAAUGCUGGACUGGGAAUACAACAUCGCGGCCAUGGACUACGGCGAUGAAUGGCGCAAGCAUCGAAAAGUGUGCCAGCAGCACUUCAACCGCGUUGCCGCAAAGUCGUUCCAGCCAAUUCAGCUCCAGAAGACACGGCGGAUGCUCGUGGGGCUGCUUCGAUUCCCGGAGAAGUUUAUGCUGCAUAAUAGGAUGCACUCGCUCUCAAUCUCGAUGGACUUCCUCUUCGGGUACCAAAUUGACACUCUCGACGACCCCGCCAUCCUCGCUGCCAAUAAGAGCCUGGACAUCGGCAACCCGCUGUUCACGGUCAACGGGAGCCUGAUCACUGUCUUUCCCUUCUUGGCUCGCGUGCCGGCAUGGGUGCCCGGCGCGAUCUCGCAGAAGAGGGCUGCGGAGGGCAGGUAUUGGACGCAUGAGAUGAAGAGGAUCCCGUUGGAAGAUGUGAGGAGGCGGAUGGACGAAGGUAGAGCUACGCCGUCGUUGGUUUCACAGUUGCUCGAGAAGAAGAACACGGUUGGAAUUGCGGAUGAAGACGAACAGAUCAUGAACAACGUAGCAUUCACAGUCUACGGCGCGGCAUCUGACACGACGAUCUCCGUAACGAACACCUUCUUCUAUGCCAUGUCCCUCCACCCCGAGGUCCAAGCGAAAGCGCAAGCUGAAAUAGACCGCAUCGUCGGAACGCACCGUCUUCCAGAGUUUUCGGAUCGGUCCUCGAUGCCGUACAUUGAGGCGAUAUACCGCGAAGUCAUGAGAUAUGGACCCCCGGUUCCACUAGGCGUUAUGCACACUCUCGCAGAGGACGAUUAUUAUAGGGAGCUCUCUCAGGUCUUCGCGAAUAUCUGGGCGAUGACUCACGAUGAGAACGUUUACAAGGAUCCGGACACCUUCAAUCCAGACAGAUUCCUCACGGAAGACGGAGAGCUAAACGACGACGACAGAGUAUUGGCAUAUGGAUUUGGCCGAAGGAUCUGCGUGGGGAAGCACGUCGCGAGCUCUACCACGUGGAUCACGAUCGUCUCCCUCCUUGCCUGUAUCAACAUCGGCAAGGCCAAGGACGAGUUCGGGAACGAGAUAGAGGUUAACAGGGAAUAUGAUGAUGACGGGCUACUCGUUCACAAGCAACCGUUCAAAUGUUCCAUCGUUCCCCGCUCGGAGGUGGCUCGAAAGUUGAUUGAAGAGGCUGCUUUGAAUUAA